This is a messenger RNA of Aspergillus alliaceus, 672 nucleotides long. RefSeq lists its product as uncharacterized. The transcript has a single exon. Bases 1 to 672 code for a protein of 223 amino acids. The record is from RefSeq and is a predicted model, not a curated record. Lineage: Eukaryota; Fungi; Ascomycota; Eurotiomycetes; Eurotiales; Aspergillaceae.
AUGGCCUCGAAUCUACAGGCGCAUCGAGUUUUCAGCGUAGUUGAGCUACUCGAAGCAAUCUUGCUCGAGACCGAACUACGCACCCUCCUGACGUCUGCCACACGGGUAUGCCGUCUCUGGCAUGAUGUGAUCGAAACCUCCCCCCGUCUCCAAGCUGUUCUUUUCUUCGAUCCUUGGGAAGUAAAGCGAAAGAAACCAUUCAAGAAUCCGUUCAUUGAUAGCGAUAUAUGGCCCGAUUUUUUUCGAAAGUAUAUCGGAGUUGAUUCACCAAAGCUUAGCGACAAACUACGGGCCUAUCUGCGAGAAGAUGCAAGCUGGAGACGCAUGCUGAUCCAUCAACCACCGACCUCAAAUUUAUCAGUCCUCUACCGGCCGUCUGCACAACGUGUUUGGCCAGAGAGUAAAGUAGAUAGCACGCAUCAGACGACCUGUGAUCAUCCAUUUCUACUAGGCGCAUUGGCCGAGUUUUUGAAAUGCCGCGGGUUCACGGUAUAUCCCCAGCCCUUGCUCUUUUGUGACGGCAAUUGGGCCGUAACGGGCGAGUUUAGUAAUGGUACAAACCCACUAUACCCUGACACGUCUGUGGAGGGCGGGGGCCCGAUCAAGGUUGGCUGGGUGACCUACUGUGGUCACGGAUAUGCUAUUAGUACUGGUGCUAUCUUCAGAGGUUGA